Paraphaeosphaeria sporulosa is the source of this 677-nucleotide messenger RNA. RefSeq names its product Dehydroquinase. The record is from RefSeq and is a predicted model, not a curated record. The coding region runs from base 161 to 613 and encodes 150 amino acids. Gene Ontology annotation, biological process: quinate catabolic process. Gene Ontology annotation, molecular function: 3-dehydroquinate dehydratase activity. NCBI's taxonomy places the organism in Eukaryota, Fungi, Ascomycota, Dothideomycetes, Pleosporales, Didymosphaeriaceae. The transcript has a single exon.
AAAACGUGGAGAAGCUGGUGUUCCAUGUCAAAGCCCACUUUCAAUAUUCCUAGAAGGCCAUACUACUUCCAAAUCACCAAUUGAAAAAGAUCAAAUUCAAGCCCAACCCCACUCCAACAAAAAACUUUGAAAUCUCGCCCAUCCUUCCCCGAAGCCCAAAAUGGCCCAAUCUAUCCUCCUCCUCAAUGGCCCCAAUCUCAACCUCCUCGGCACCCGCGAACCCGCAACCUACGGCUCCACCACUCUCUCCGACGUCCUCUCCGCCGCCGAGUCCCAGUGCGCCCGGAAAAAAAUCUCCUUCGCCCACCUGCAGUCAAACCAUGAAGGUGUCUUGAUAGAUAGGAUACACGAAGCCCGCGGCAAGGUGGACGCCGUGGUGAUAAACCCUGGAGCGCUCACACAUACGUCGGUUGCGUUGCGGGAUGCGUUGUUGGGUGUCGACAUUCCCUUCGUCGAGGUCCACAUCUCCAACGUGCACAAGCGUGAGCCCUUCCGGCACCACAGCUAUCUCUCCGACAAAGCGGAGGCUGUGAUAUGUGGACUAGGCGUCUAUGGAUAUGAAGCGGCUAUCGAAUUUGCGUCAAGAAGUAUUAAGCCCCGGAAAGAGGCGUAGGAGAAAAGUACUGCAGGGUUGGAUGCAUGUUUGGUGUAUGAUGAUGAGAACAUAAGACACGAGA